ACGUACCAGUAUCACACAUCUAUAAAAGCCUUGUUGCAUCUCAGCUGGGGUAUCAGAAACUGGCUGCUCCAUCCAGGUCUGAACAAUUAAAGGAAUUAUACUCCACAGACACACACAGCAACUUUGACAGAAAUGGCACAUUCGUGGGGAUAUGAUGCCGAUAACGGGCCAGAUAAAUGGGGUGAUCAUUUCCCAAUUGCAAAUGGACCCAGGCAGUCCCCCAUCGAUGUAGUCCCGUCAAAAGCACAGUAUGAUCCAUCUCUUAAACCCCUCAGCAUUCAGUAUGAUCCUGCCACAGCUAAAGGCAUUCUGAACAAUGGACAUUCCUUCCAGGUUGACUUCGUUGACAGUGAUGAUCGCUCAGUGCUUAAAGGAGGACCAAUCUCUGGAACCUACCGACUGCGUCAGUUUCACUUUCACUGGGGAUCCUCCGAUGAACACGGCUCAGAGCACACUGUGCAAGGGGUGAAGUACCCUGCAGAGCUUCACUUGGUUCACUGGAAUUCUGGAAAGUAUCCAAGUUUCGGUGAAUCUGCAGCACAGCCUGAUGGUUUGGCUGUUGUUGGUGUAUUUCUGAAGAUUGGCAAUGCCAAUCCACGUUUGCAGAAAAUCAUUGAUGCUUUUGAUGCAAUUAAAGAAAAGGGGAAGCAAACCUCUUUCUCUGACUUCAAUCCAGCAACUCUGCUCCCAGGUUCCCUGGAUUUCUGGACCUAUGAUGGCUCACUGACCACACCCCCUCUGCUUGAGAGUGUGACCUGGAUCGUACUCAAGGAGACUAUUUCUGUCAGUGCUGAGCAGAUGGCCAGGUUCCGUAGCCUCCUGUUUACAGGGGAUGGUGAAGCACCUUGCCACAUGGUGGACAACUACCGCCCACCACAGCCUCUGAAGCAGAGGAAAGUCAGAGCCUCUUUCAAAUGAAGAGCUCGCCGCUAGCAUUCCAGGCUGGCUAUUUGAAGAAAGUAUUGUAGCCAGCACAAAUGAAACUGGACCGUCUGUGUAGAAGAGAAGAGUUUAGCCAGUCAAUGCAUAAUCCCUUUCCCCUAGCAUCAGGAUCACGGCAGCUUAAUGAAACGUGACAUUCAGUGCAAUCACUUCUGAUUGGUCUUGAACAUACUAUAGGCACAGUCUAAGCCGCAUACGAAGCCUCAGCUGAGCCAUUUAUGCACUGAAUUUCAUCAUCACUUUGGAUAUCUAUAUAUUCAGCACGUAUGCAAGUGAUAGAUUAAUUUGUAUUUAUAGGCAUUCUGUCUUUUUAAUGCAAUAUUGAGUUUUUUAUUACUGACUAUAAGAAAAUGUGUACAGCAUUCGUCUGUAACAUGUUCAUGGUAAGCACUCUUACUUCAUUCCAGAGUAUAAAUAAUGUCAUACUAUUGGGAAAACAAGCUAAUACAGAGCAGCACAACAUCCUUGUCAUGUUUUCUUUUUCAAUGUUGAGCACAUAAAUUAAAGAAGAAUAUUUUAGUAUUGCAAAGUGUUAUUGAAGUUCAGCCAUUAAGUGGAUUAUGAAUUAGUUUAUAUGAUUGUGUCUUAGUUGUUAAAAUGAAAUCUUGUUGAGCAAUAAUGUUUGAAGAAUACAAUAAUGUUAAAAAAUACUAAAUAAUGUUUGGUCAUGCCAAUAAAAAGGAUAUAGCAUA
This is a messenger RNA of Acipenser ruthenus (sterlet), 1634 nucleotides long. Its product is annotated as carbonic anhydrase-like. Gene Ontology annotation, biological process: carbon dioxide transport. Gene Ontology annotation, cellular component: cytoplasm. The coding region runs from base 133 to 918 and encodes 261 amino acids. The transcript has 7 exons. Gene Ontology annotation, molecular function: carbonate dehydratase activity; zinc ion binding. NCBI's taxonomy places the organism in Eukaryota, Metazoa, Chordata, Actinopteri, Acipenseriformes, Acipenseridae. The record is from RefSeq and is a predicted model, not a curated record.